Molecule: messenger RNA, 5887 nt
Organism: Wasmannia auropunctata (little fire ant)
Lineage: Eukaryota; Metazoa; Arthropoda; Insecta; Hymenoptera; Formicidae
Gene: Sur
Product: ATP-binding cassette sub-family C member Sur
Exons: 31
Coding region: 371-5617 (1748 amino acids)
Biological process (GO): transmembrane transport
Cellular component (GO): membrane
Molecular function (GO): ATP hydrolysis activity; ATP binding; ABC-type transporter activity
Source: RefSeq, a predicted model, not a curated record
CAGUCCUCUCGUCAGUGCCACGUGCGGCAUAUACAGCCGAAAGUGUCAAACGGAAGUCAAGUGUUUCAGUUUCCUGUGUUUUUUUCGGAAAAAUGCAAGCGUUUUAACUGCAAUGUAUCGCGCGUAUUAAUGUUAACUGCAGAAAUAAUUAUCGAAUUGUCGAUUUUGUCACCAUCAUUGAUCAAACGGUAGAUGAAUGAGAAUGAUAUCGAUCUGGUCAACAGAUAAUUAAUUAUCAACACGCUGUAAUUUUAUAAUUGUGAAUAGCUAUAUGUUCUUCAAAUAACACAUAGUUUCUCCAGAUACGCAAAGCAAUUAAUAAAUCACGAAUGAUACUGAUGAGAAAUAUCGAAGACACUGGACGAUCAAGAUGGAUCUCUGCAAACAGUACAAGUUUCUACAUAUACUACCGAGGCUUACUAAACGAAUUGUUUGGUCCUGGCAAGCCGGAAAUGGAACGGUAUUCCAGGUGCCGGAGAAUGAUCUGCAUUCACCGACCGGAUGUCUCAUCGAAUUGAUAAACCUCUCCGUCGCUAUUUUCACCGCGCUUGUUGCCGCAAUUUUAAUUUUUAAAUAUAAAUGCAGCACGGCUGGCAAGCUUUCUAAGUCGCUGUUGCCACUUCAUGUAGGCAGGACUUUACUUUGUAUACUGUUACUGUUAAUUCUCUUAUUGGAACUGUGCGAGUCCGUACUGACGUCGAUUUCACUGUCGUCGAUCGUAACGAUAACUGCUGUAUUAUUUUGUUGGAUAUUACAUCGCGAAACCGAGAUCAGAGAUGGUUUCGGCACCGCCGUGUCGGGAGGUGGAUUUACGAUAAUCGGUCUCACGCGGGCAUGGAAGUUUUUGUACUUAUCCAGAUUCGGCUUGUCCAUUCGAUACGUUCGCGUUGCCACGACGGGGGCCACCGCCGCUUGUUGCGGAUUGCUAGCUAUUAUCGAUUCUUACACCCUUUAUCGUAUGAUGCAGAAGAGCCGGCGGUACACCGUUAAAAGGCCCGAUAACGCGCGGAACUCCUACGUGCACUCCACCUCGCCGUUCGUCAGCAGGAUCACCUUCCACUGGGUGACUGACCUGCUGCUGCGCGGCUAUCACACGCCGCUCGAACUCCUCGAUCUGGCGCAACUUCCUGACGAGGAGACCACGAGGAACCAGUUCGAACGUUUUCGCGUCGUUUACGAGGCCGAAAGGCUGCGAUGCCGCGGACGGAAAUUGUCCCUGUGGAAAUGUUUUUGGAAGCGGAUAUGGUUGACUUUCGCGGCGGGUAGCGUCUUGAAGCUGUUCGGCGACGCUAUGACUUUGGUGGGUCCCAUGACGAUUCCGAAGAUCAUUAAUUAUGCGUCAAAUUUGCAAAACAGCACCGCGACGAACGAAAGCUUUUCCUCGAAGGGAGUCCUGACAUUUUCCCAAAUUCUGAAGAAUGGAUAUUUCUUGGGGAUCUUAGUUUUUCUUGCUACCAUUUUGCAAAGUACGUUGAAGCAAGCCUCCACCCACGUGCUCUGCGUCGGAGGAAUACGUUUGCGAACGGCUCUCCAGGCAUUAAUUUACGAUAAGGCUCUUCGACUGUCUUCUUGGAGUAUCUCCGAGGAAGAAAAGCCAUCUGAAAAAGAUAAAGAGCAGCACUGCCAUCAGCAAGUAGCUGACGUUGGAACUUUGACGAAUCUCAUGGCCGAAGAUGUGUACAACGUAAUGAGUUUCUUCUGGAUCGUUCAUUACAUCUGGGCUGUCCCAUUGAAAAUUACCGCCAUCAUUUUCCUUCUGUACUUGAAACUGGGCAUCAGCGCGAUUAUCGCGGUAACUUGCUGCAUACUGAUCGUCACGCCGAUGCAGCUGCUCCUCGGGAAACGAAUGUCCGAAAAUUCCAAGUCCAUAGCGGAGAAGAGCGACGCGCGCCUUCGUCUACUUAAUGAAAUUUUUCAAGGGAUACGGCUCAUUAAGCUACGCGCCUGGGAGAAUCUCUUCAAAGAUCGCAUAUGGAAGACCAGGGAUCAGGAAUUAAAGCUGCUAAAAAAGGACUCUGUCUAUUGGGCGCUUAUCAACUUUCUGACACACGCCUUCUCCGUUCUGGUAACUCUCUUCACAUUCGGAAUUUAUUUCUGGUUGGAGGAACGAAAUCUUGAUGCGGGGAACGUUUUUGCCAGUCUCGCGCUCUUUUCGCAACUGACCGUGCCGCUCUUCAUCUUUCCGGUGAUAGUGCCGAUUAUCAUCAAUGCCAUGAUUUCUACAACGAGAUUAGAGGAGUUUCUCCAGCUUCCAGAGAUCGUGAAUAUUCUCCCCGAACCAGACGAUCAAAGAGCGACGGUAGAUGUGUUGCCAAAGGCAAAUUCAUACACCGAUAAUGACAAAGUAGAAGCGAUUAACAGCGUUGCAACUUUCGGAUCGCUGGACAAUAUUGUAGAGGACGAGGAAGAUCCACGGUCGAGUAUCUUGCGUGAAUUCGGUCUGCCAAUUGACUCAUCAAUCGAUACGGUAUUCGAGAAAGAUCCGGAAGUGCCGGAGUCUGUUCUUAAAGUCACACCGAGUACCUUCGCCUGGGGCUCUGACGAAAACACGUUGACGGUUGACGCUCUUAAUUUCCCGCGAGGACAACUGACGAUAAUUGUGGGAAAAACCGGAAGUGGAAAGACCUCUUUAUUGUUGGCGCUUCUAGGAGAGAUUCAGAAAACAAGCGGAAGCGUCGAAUGGCUAAAGGGUCUGAAGAUCGCCUACGUGGCGCGACAGCCGUGGCUCCAGAACGCGACCUUGAAGGACAAUAUUCUCUUCGGGUCUGCGUAUCGAUCGCGAAGAUAUCGCAACGUCUUACAGGCGUGCGCUCUUCAACCGGACGUGGACAUACUUCCCGGUCGAGAUCUGACCAGGAUCGGCGAGCGGGGUAUCAAUCUGAGCGGCGGCCAGAAGCAAAGGGUUACCAUAGCCCGAGCUCUGUACAGUGACGCCGAUGUCGUCCUCCUGGACAAUCCAUUGUCGGCGUUAGAUCAGCACGUCGGUCAGCAGAUUUUCGAUCACGGCGUGAGGGAGUUCCUGCUGAGAAACGGUCGAACGGUGAUUAUGGUCACUCACAAAUUGGAGCUGUUAUCGGCUGCUCAUCAGAUAAUUGUCAUGGACGGCUGUCGAGUUCGCGCGGUUGGAACGAAAUCCAGCAUCGAGAAUAUGGAUUCUGAAUUGGCGGCGGAGUGGCGAAUCGUGGAUUCAAGACGCCAGGACGACAAUCAAUUUCAAAAGACUGCCAAGGAUAGAUGGUCCCUAAUCAAAUUAGUCUACAGAAUCGGAAUGAGCAAAGCGAGAGGACACGUUAGCGACGGAUCAUGGAUCACCGAUCGCGAUGCCUACGUGAAUCCGCCAGCGUUCGUGCCUUUAAGGCUGCGCCGCACAACUUUAUCCGGCUCGAGGUACUGGAGUCACGUUCUCACGGAUCUUCUGGUAUCGGCGGAAGAAUGGGACACCGACAGGAAACGAUCGAGGAGGCAUUGCGGCAUCCUCAGAUUGACGAGCCUUCAAGCGGCAAAACGGCCGCCGCCGAUCUUCCGACAGAGCAGCACGCCGCUCAUUCUCGAGAAUCGACCCGUGCCACCGAGGAAAAGGACUAACACUUACAGCACUUGUGACAACGGACAAUCCAGCGGCAUGCUAAGGCAAUUCUUUUCUGCAAGGUACCCGGAUGAAAUGGCAGUGGGCAAAGACAAAAAUGUUCUGUCUCGACUGAUGCCAGGUUCUAACAAGAUUACUCAGCAGCGAGAUCAGCACCAUCAUCUCCCGGCGAAACGAUUGUUAUCGGUGGAAUCGCGGACUAGCAAUCAGAUGGAUGACGCGAAAGAAACUUUGAACGACGAGGACGUGGACGAACAGGGCGAACUCGAGGUCGAUGAUAAAAGUGGAAUGGUCAAUAGAAUGAUUUGGAUGGAGUAUCCGAAGGCCGCUGGAUGGAUACCGGGACUCGUUUAUGCGAUAGCAGCGCUGGCCUUCCAAAUCCUUCGCGUGUACACUGACUUCUGGCUGUGCGAAUGGAUGGAGGAAAGUGUUCAUACGCCGGCGAAUACGGUGUCCUACUUCACGGUGUACAUCAUCAUAUCCGUGGGCUCUAUUUUUUUAUCAAUACUCUACAAUGUGUCGGGUCAGUGGGUAGGUGUUAGAGCGAGACGGAAGUUGCAUCAAGAAGCUAUCGCCGGACUUCUCGGCGCGCCCGUCUCGUUCUUCGAAUGCAAUCUCAUUGGAAAGAUUCUGAGCAGGUUCAGCGCAGACAUGAGUGUCAUAGACAAGAAAAUGGCUACGGCAAUCAAGAGAUUAACGUCUUUUGUUUUACUCUGCGGCUCGGUGAUGAUCAUCAAUAUUAUUAUCUCGCCGUGGUUCUUAAUCACUGUUGUACCAAUUAGCUGCGCACACUACGCAUUGCAAAAAUUCUACAGGCGAGGCGCCAGGCAAUUGCAGUGUUUAGAUGGCAGUACGAGAGGACCGGUAGUAGCGCAUUUCUCAGAAACCUUGUCCGGCCUUUCAACACUGCGGGCAUUCAAGCAAGAGGAUCGCUUCAUGGAGGAAAUGAUGAAACGCCUCGAUAUAAACACCAACGCAUUUCUUAUUUUGAACACCAGUAGCAGAUGGUUUGGCACCGCAUUGGACUAUCUGGGCGCGGUUAUCGUGGUAGUAGCCAUCUCUACGGCAUUACUUUCUGCGGAGCUAUAUCCAAGCCGCGUAACACCCAGAUUAGUAGGCCUGGCAAUCAAUUAUACUCUCUUGGUACCGGUAUUGAACUGGAUGAUCAAGUUCAGCGCGGAAAUCGAGUUGUACAUGGGAAGCGUGGCCCGAAUUUGCGCGUACAGGAACGCGCAACCGGAGAAGCUUCACGAAAGCGGUUUACGGGUGGCCAAUGAUUGGCCUAACAGGGGCGAGAUCAUUUUUGAGAAUGUCUCUCUGCGCUACGAUGCGGACAGAAAUCCGGUGGUGAUAGAUUUAUCUUUGAGAAUACCGGCUGGGCAAAAGUUGGGCAUUUGUGGGAGAACCGGUAGCGGAAAAUCAUCGACUGUAAUGGCCCUCUUCCAACUGAUCCAGAUCAGUCAAGGACGCAUCUUGUUGGAUGGAAUUGACAUCCGGCAAGUGCCGCUUGGAGUAUUGCGAUCGCGGUUAUCGGCCAUACCGCAGGAUGCAAUAAUGUUUAGCGGCACGAUCAGAGAGAAUCUAGAUCCGUUUUCGGAAUACCAGGACCAAGAAAUCUGGCGAGCAUUGGAGCUUUCACAAAUCAAGGAUGUCAUAGCUUCGCAUCACGAAGGAUUGAGUCUCGAAGUGCGAGAAGGCGGCGAGAACUUCUCAGCCGGUCAGCUGCAACUGCUCUGCAUGGCACGUGCGAUCCUGCAGCGAUCGCGUAUCGUCGUCCUCGACGAGGCGACUGGCGCGCUUGAUAUUACCACCGAGAAAUCACUCCUAAAAGCGGCUGCUGUCGCUUUCGAGGACAGAACUGUGAUCACCAUCGCGCAUCGAGCGGCAGCUUUGUUAAAUUGCGAUCGUAUCGUUGUUUUCGACGAGGGCAAGAUCAUCGAGGAGGGCUCACCGGCAGAUUUGAUGCAAAGACAGAACGGAGUCUUUUCCGCGAUGAUCAGAGUAGUUGAGCAAGGCGGCGGACAACGAUGAGAAAAACCGCGAAAAGAUGUCAAUUACCUUCACUAAUACACAGUAUCGAUUUAAAAUAAAAAUUCGAAGACUGCUUUAGGGUAGGGUUACAAAGUUUAUAUAUACGUUGUAGGAAUAUACAAUAAUAUGUACAGGACGGAGCUUUAUUUUUUUAUAUUAAUCUUAUGCGUGUGACUAAUUUGCUAUUUUUAUACAAUGUCUUAAUUUUGUAUCGUGGAUGUAACUGAAAAUUGUAAUUUGUAAAUAUAUAUAAAAGCAAGUCCAAUUGUA